Molecule: messenger RNA, 5953 nt
Organism: Argiope bruennichi
Lineage: Eukaryota; Metazoa; Arthropoda; Arachnida; Araneae; Araneidae
Product: nuclear receptor subfamily 2 group F member 1-A-like
Exons: 3
Coding region: 147-1295 (382 amino acids)
Biological process (GO): regulation of transcription by RNA polymerase II; anatomical structure development; cell differentiation
Molecular function (GO): RNA polymerase II cis-regulatory region sequence-specific DNA binding; zinc ion binding; nuclear receptor activity
Source: RefSeq, a predicted model, not a curated record
UUUCCCAUCCGCGGUUAGUGUGCAGUCAGCUCUUUGCCAGGCGGCGGGUGGACUUGGAUCUCCGAAGGGCUGACUUAAAAAAAAAAAAAAAGGAAGGACAGUGCGUGUGUGGUUGUUUGUGGUGUGUGUUGUGUUCGGACGUGAAGAUGGCGGCGCUGGCCGUAACGCCCUGGCGAGACGGCGGCGCCGAUUUGGCCAGCGGUCCGCCCCAGGCCGUCACCCCGUCCAGCUCGGACAAGAACAACGGUCAGCAGCAGCACAUAGAGUGCGUGGUGUGCGGCGAUAAGUCCAGCGGUAAGCACUACGGACAGUUCACGUGCGAAGGAUGCAAGUCGUUCUUCAAAAGGAGCGUGCGGCGGAAUCUGACGUACACGUGCCGGGGCAACAGAAACUGCCCCAUUGACCAGCACCACCGGAACCAGUGCCAGUAUUGCCGGCUCAAGAAAUGCCUCAAGAUGGGAAUGCGAAGGGAGGGUAGGUGCACAGCGGUACAGAGGGGGCGGGUCCCCCCAAGCCAGCAUGGCCUCCCUGGACAGAUGACUCUGACCAACGGAGAUGCUCUGAAUGGCACCCAUUCCUCCUACCUGUCCAGCUUCAUCUCACUAUUGCUGAGGGCCGAGCCUUAUCCGUCAUCUCGGUAUGCCCAGUGUAUGCAACCGAAUAACAUUAUGGGCAUCGACAAUAUUUGUGAACUUGCAGCGAGACUGCUCUUCAGUGCCGUCGAAUGGGCUCGGAACAUUCCAUUCUUUCCCGACCUCCAAGUGACUGACCAGGUGGCACUUCUGAGGUUGGUCUGGAGCGAACUAUUCGUGCUCAACGCCUCACAGUGUUCCAUGCCCUUGCAUGUGGCGCCCUUGCUGGCAGCGGCGGGGCUUCAUGCAUCCCCUAUGGCUGCGGACAGAGUGGUGGCUUUCAUGGACCAUAUACGAAUCUUCCAAGAGCAAGUCGAGAAACUGAAAGCGCUACAUGUUGAUGCAGCGGAAUACAGUUGCCUCAAAGCCAUAGUCCUCUUCACAACAGAUGCUUGUGGAUUGUCAGACGUGGCCCACAUCGAAGGCCUUCAAGAGAAAUCUCAGUGUGCCCUGGAAGAAUACUGUCGCACCCAGUACCCUAACCAACCCACGCGGUUCGGCAAACUGUUGCUUCGCUUGCCAUCUCUCAGGACUGUCUCAUCCCAAGUCAUAGAGCAACUAUUUUUCGUCAGACUGGUGGGCAAGACACCCAUAGAAACGCUCAUAAGGGACAUGCUUUUAAGUGGUAGUUCUUUCAAUUGGCCAUACAUGCCCCUGCAGUGACCCAGAGAUUUGCUCAACCAGGGGCCGCAGUUUUCGGUGGCGUGGACCGCCACUGGUUGGUUGUGACACUUCCUGGCCCAUCUCUGGGCGAAGGAAAGCAUCGACCAUUCCAAUCAGAGUCUCACCAUUCUCGGGUCGAAGGACAAUGUUCUAGAACGACCGUCUGUUAGAAAAGUUGGUUACUGGGCUGUGUGUAUAAAGAACAGGAGAUGAUUAUUUUGUUGAAUGUGAAUCUAUUGUUUGCUCAUUUACAUUCAGAUGUUGGUUUUCAUUCAUUAAUUCAUCGAUAUUUCUUUAUUUCCUUUUUUUUUAUUUGCUUGAUACCAUUUGUACAGUAUUAUGAGCAAAAACUUCUCAAGAUCCUGUUUUAAUAUUAUAUCUGUAAAUUGUUUUUUGAGAGGUUUUAUUUCUCUAUCUGUGUUAUGUUGUCAUGGUUAUCUUUACGACUGAAACGGUGAAGCAUCGACAAAAAUUUGAUGUCAGAAAAUAAAAUUGUCCUCUGACAAUAUAGUUCAAUCCAAUUUAACGUUUUUUACUUUUAUUAACUGUACUUCAUAACUUUACAUAUAAAUUUCAUAUUAAUUAACUUUACAUGUUACCCAGUUUUAUUUUAAAUGUUAAUUACAUUUUGAUAUCAUUUUACUGAAUUUCAUACAUUCGUUUGCUCAAAAUUUUCAAUAUCUGUAGCCAUAAAAAGAAUUAAGGUUAUUAUUUUUUUUUUAUUUCUUAAUUUGACCAAAAGGUUAGGACAAUUUUCUUUUCUGACAUAUUAAUUUGUUAUUAUGCCAUCUUGCAGAGGUGAAAACAGCGCAUCGGUCAAUGGUAUUAAAAAUGUUUUCAUGCGUACUCAAUAAUUUUAUAUUUGAAAUAGCUGGGUUUUUUUUUCUUUUAUUUUUCCCAUUAAGUUAAAAAUAAUUAUCAUUUUUAAUUAAUUGCUCAAAUGAUUAUUAAUUUUUUAACUUUCAUUUUAAAGCUAUCUCAAAUAUAAAUUUUUGAGUAAUUGGUUCUUGCCAUUGGCUGAUGGAUAGGUUAUAUAAUAAACUAUUCGUCAGACGAAUCCAAAGACUUUAAUGUCUGUUUCAUUGGUUCACUUUGGCCAGUGCUUGUACGUAUUUGUAUAUACAUCAAAUGUAGUUAUAUCAGCAUUCAAAGUACCGACGCUAAAGUGAUAGCAUUAGUUUAAUUUUGCAAUUAAAGAAUUUAUUUUGUUUUUGCCUUUUCAUACAUUUUAUCAUAGUUUGUUCAUAUUACUUUUUGUGAUAUCUUUAAAAUUAUGAGCAUAAUUUUAUGCGCAGUUGCAACUUGUAGCAGUUGAACAUCGUAAAAAAAUAUUUUCAUUCACUGUGGUAUGCCAUUUUAUUUUAUACAUAGGAAAAAAAUAAUACCAGAAAGGUAACUAUAAUGCAUUUGUGAGAACCAAAAUGGUCUAAUGAUAUAAUUUAAAAAAAUAUAUAUAUGGUUAAUUGAACUUGGAAAUAAGAAGUUUAUUUGUUUGGCUGAACAAUAGUUGAAAAAUUAAUAAUUAAUUUAAUAAAAAUGAUUUUAUGAAGGCGUAUUUGUGUAUGGGGAGAACAAUAGUUAUGUCUUCAUUAAUAAUUAUGAAUCAGUGUCCCCCCAGAUAAAUAGCCAUGACUGUAAUUAUUUAUGCCUAAAAUUUAACACCUUGUAACUAAAUAACUAUCAGUUUGGUAAAGUAUUAUAAGCAUGCAUAUCAGUUCAAAAACAUUUUCAUACAAAGACAGCCAGUGAAAAAGUAGGUGGGCGCAUUUUAAUACCUAAUAAAAAUAACGAAUCAGAUAAAAUUAUAAAGCGUUAUAUUAAAAAUAUUAUUGCUGUACUACACUUUGCAAACAUUAAAACCGUUUAUAUAUGAGCGUGUAUAAUUUUCAGAAUCAUUUAGCUGACUUGUGCAAUUUCAUUUCGUAAAAAAGGACCGAUUUGCAAAAUUGUAAGACUUUUAGAAAACAAUUGCCACCUUUUUUUUUCUUUGACCUGAAUUAUUUUUAUUGGGUAGGUAUUUAUAUUGAACCAUAAGCAUUGGAAUUCUUAGUUAUGGCUCUAAUGAGACUUGAAAUUAUGAUUGUUCAAGAUCUUAUCAAAUUCUAAAACAGCCCUGGUCCCAGUGAUGUUCAAUGUUUAUAUCCUCUCUGUCACUAAGCCACUGCCAUGAAUCUCAUUAUUUAUCUGCAUGUGCUCUAGAAAUAAUAAUAACAGACACAAAUAGAUCUUUAAAAAGUGCCAAAGUGGCAAGCAGUUAACCUAACUAAAUAUAAUGUAAAAUUCUUGCGUUGGACCGCAAUCAAAUAAAUAACUUAUUACAUCUUUUGCUUAAAAGUAAAAAAAUAAAUAAAUAACUUCGUAAAAAGGUAUUACCUAGGCAAAAAAAAAAAAAAAAAAAAAAAUCAUUACUAUUUAGUUUUCUUGCGCAAAAUAAUUUUGUUCCCCCUUCCUCUUUUACAACAAACAAAUCCGAUUUGUUUUACUAGAUUCUAAAGUGUAACACAGCGCCAUCUAUCGAAUUCGAAGAAUACGAGAAAGUUUAAAGAUAAAUAUUUUUUUUUUUUUUAAAUAGUUGUUUUCAUUGAUGACCAAGAAAACUUUUGAUAGUACAAAACUCUUUAAACUUUUUUUUUCUAUAUGUACAUAAUUGCAUCGUCGCUGAUUUUAAAAUAAUCAUAUAUGCGUCGGUACUUAAAAUGAUCUAUAAAUAAAUAUAUACAAACAAAUGCGUAUACAUUUUCAGCAGUGCAUUAUAUAAAUAAUUCAUCAAGUAGAAGUUAUUUUUUGAAGAUCUUUCCAAAAUAUGUAUUUUAAUAUUUCUCGUUUCCUUUUUUCCUCAUGUUUGUAAAAAUAAACAAAGUGUUAUUAAUUUAAUCUGUAAAUGUCACUUGUUAGUUUUGCACUUGCAAAUGCGAGUUUAAAAUAAAUUCCCGUAUUCCAAAGAAAAUAUAAUUUCCCCUAUUGUGAUAAUAUUAACUGAGGAAAAUGAGGAGUUUUUUUUUAUAUGUCGUUAUUUUUAUAAGUGUAAUUUUAUUUAUAUAAAAAAAAAUUGAAAAGUUUUUCCGAAUGACUUAAUUUGUGGUAUUUUUGUAGUCACGGCAUAUGUUGUAUAUCAUUAGUAUAAUAAUUAAUUAUCUCUUACAAUUAAAUACAAAAAGUAUUCAUUUCUUAUGAUUUUAAUUUAAUUGGUAUUUUUAAUAUACGUAUGUAAAACUCUUUAAAUUUUACUUAGCUUUAAAUUUUAAUUUCAACCUUUGAAUUUCAUUAAAAUAAAACUUCAUGAUAAUGAUGGAAAGUUUGAAAGAUCAUUGACAAAUAACUUUUCUACUUUGUCGUGCUGUACAGCUGUCAUUCGCCAUUGUAUUGUGUUCAGUCACGUGGCUUUUGGUGAAAUGUCACGUGGUUUAUCACGAGGAACUUGAUCUUACAUGAGUCCUGUAUGAAACUGUGUAAAAAUUCUAAAGAGUUACUGGCCUACUAAAGGAUCUAGUUACGAGAGUUGCUUCGACUUUUUUUUAAAUACAUAUAAUAUUCGUUUCUGAUUUGAAAACUCUAAUUUCUAUCAAAAUACAUGUAUUCUCCUUUCUAAUGGGGAUAUAUGUUUUAACUCUUCGGUUUCAUUGGUUCUCUUCGGGUUUCAUUUUAUUCAAUAAAUAUCAUUGAUUAAAUUAAAUAUUGUGGAAUCAUCAAUAAAUAUUAAGUAUCUCAUCUGUUCAUUCAUCAUUUUUUUUAAUUUACUACAUUAAUUUGAAACUAUAUUAUUGGAACGUAGUGCAAUUUAAAAGUUUUUCUUCUGUUGAACAAGCAGAUUAUUCUAUCACAUGCAACAAUUAAACAUGAGUAAAUAUAAUGAUUCAUAUUUAAUUGAAUAAUUAUAAUAACUAAUAGUUAUUAUAUAGCUAUUAUUUUUUAUAAGUUCGACUCGAAGUAAUGCAGUAUAGAUUUUAUCAUUUGUUUUCAUUUUUUUAAUUCUAUGUGAUUGAAUUUAAAAUUAUUAAUAAAAAGUUGAAUGUGUAACAUUUUUUUUCUCGAAAAAUCAAAGAACUAUGCACAACUUUUUAAAAAAAUAAUCACUUAUAUGUAUCCUCUUAAAUGUAUAUUGAAUAAGUUAUUUGUUAACAAUUUUGCCUUUACUAUAUUUUUACGUUUCUUUAAAAUUUAUUUUAUAUUCAGAAACUUUUUUUUAAAAAAAAUCAGAUAAUGAAAUGGAGUUAUUUUAUGCUAUAUCAUAUAUCAUGACAGACGUAAUUACCCUAUUUCUAACUGCAUAAUUCAUUUUCUUCCUGCUAGAUUAAGAAUGGGUUAAAAAUUUUAAUUGAUUCGGCUGAAUUUACAUGCUUCAAUUAAACUGAAUCGACUCUAUUCCUUUAGUUUCUGAAUAUAUAUAUAUAUAUAUACCUUUUCUUCUUAUACAAAAUUGAUAUAUGUAUUUUAUUCUUCAAGCAUGUCAAAGUAUAUUACUGUUCUUGUAUGUUUAAUGCAAGAUUUUCUAAGCUGUGUUAUUUAAAAGAUUACGAAAAGUAAAUAAUCAAAACUGUUUUCCUGAAUUUGUUAUUUUGAUCAUUCUUUUACAUUUUAUUUAUCUGAAAAACAGUUUGUACAGGACUGCCAAGAGAGGAUCAUUUUGUGAAUACAACACAUGAGAAAAUAAAAAGUAU